Molecule: messenger RNA, 4492 nt
Organism: Coregonus clupeaformis (lake whitefish)
Lineage: Eukaryota; Metazoa; Chordata; Actinopteri; Salmoniformes; Salmonidae
Product: inverted formin-2-like
Exons: 21
Coding region: 181-3573 (1130 amino acids)
Biological process (GO): actin cytoskeleton organization
Molecular function (GO): small GTPase binding; actin binding
Source: RefSeq, a predicted model, not a curated record
CGCAACCAUAGGCUAUUUGGAGAAGAGCAUGCAGGGUUUGGGCAGUGUAUUCCGUUGUUUCUAUCGAAACGCGCACGCACAGGAAUUGUAGGAAAGUGGCUACUACAAAGUGUUGCCUUUGAUUCGCUGUGGAAUUCGUGCAGUUGACUGGACUAAGUACGCUCCCUUUUCUCGGUUGCUAUGGCAUCCAAAGGCAAGUGGGGGGCCCUGAAGGAGCACUUGACCAGCAGCCCCCCUGACCCAGAUGCUCACCUGGAAGCCAACUUGGAGAACUCAGAUCCAGAGCUAUGCAUACGACUACUACAGGUACCCACAGUGGUCAACUACUCAGGGGUGCGGCGGCGUCUGGAGGGGAGUGACCAGGAAUGGAUGGUGCAGUUCCUGGAGCUCAAUGGACUGGAUCUGCUGAUGGAGGCCCUGCAGAGGCUGUCUGGCCGGGGGUGUGCCCGCAUCGCUGACGCCCUCCUCCAGCUCACAUGUGUGGCCUGUGUGAAGGCAGUGAUGAACUCUUCAGCUGGGCUGCACUUUAUUCUAGACAAUGAGGGAUACGUCAGGACCCUGUCGCAAGCCCUGGACACGUCCAACACCAUGGUGAAGAUGCAGGUGUUUGAGCUGCUGGCGGCCCUCGGCCUGUUUAACCCACAGGGACACCACCUGGCCAUGGAUGCCCUGGAGCACUAUAAAAGUGUGAAGAUGCAGCAGUACCGCUUCAGCGUCAUCAUGAAUGAACUGCAUACGACUGAUAACGUUCCGUACAUGGUCGUCCUCAUGAGUGUGGUCAACGUGAUCAUCUUCGGAGUAGAGGACCUGAGGAAGAGGGACAAACUACGCAAAGAGUUCAUCGGGCUUCAAUUACUGCAUUUAGUUCCAAAACUUAGAGAGACCGAGGAUGUGGACCUGAACAUCCAGUGCGAGGCCUUUGAGGACACCAUGGCAGAGGAUGAGGAGGAGAUGGAGAGGGUGUACGGAGGCAUCGACAUGAGCAGUCACCAGGAAGUCUUCACCACACUCUUCACCAAAUUGAGUAGCUCCCCUGCAUCGGUGCAGCUGCUGUCCAUCCUGCAGGCUCUGUUGUUGGUAGGGCCGGAGCGCAGCGAGGUGUGGCUGGCCCUGGAGGCCCUGGCUGACCGUGCUACUUUGCUGGCACAGGACCCUGAAGUUGACUCCACCAAGAGCCUGAUGGAACGUCUGGUGUUCUCCAAGGGUCAGCAAGGGUCACCUAAGGUCAAGACCACUGACCGGGGCGUUCAGAUAGACCUGAUGGACAGAUUGACCGAUCAAUCAGAUGUCCUCAUUAAAGAAUCUACUGCCCCUAUUGCCUCUGCUCCACCUCCUCCCUGUCCUCCUCCCCCUCCACCACCACCCCUACCAAGCAUGAGAACUUUCAUCCCAUCCCCUCCACUUCCUGGCUUCUCUGGGAUGCCUCCCCCACCACCUCCCCUUGGUCUCCCUCCUCUGCCACCUCCUCUACCAGGGAUGGGGCAUGGAGGUCCACCGCUUCCCCCACCCCUACCUGCCAUGAUGGGUCCUCCACCUCCCCCACCCUUGCCUGGGAUGGGUCCUCCACCUCCCCCUGGUGGCGGUGACAUGAUAGUGGCCCAGAGUGUGCAGACUCAGGGGCGAUCCUUUUACGCCCCUUCACCCAAGGCGGGCCGCUGCCCCACACUGCGUAUGAAGAAGCUCAACUGGCAGAAGCUGCCAUCCAGAGUGGUGACUGACAGUCACUCCAUGUGGACAUCGGUACAGGCAGAUUCUCUGGAGCCUGACUACUCCAGUAUUGAGGAGCUCUUCUGUCUGCCAGUGACUGAGUCAAAAGCCAAAGGCAGCACCCCUGCAGUCAAACAGGAGCCCAAAGAGAUUUCUUUCAUCGAUGCCAAGAAAAAUCUUAACCUGAACAUAUUCUUGAAACAAUUCAGAUGCUCACAUAAGGACUUUGUGGCCAUGAUUCAAAAAGGCGACCGGUCCAAGUUUGAUGUGGAGGUGCUGAAACAGCUGCAAAAGCUACAGCCAGAGAAGCAUGAGAUUGAGAACCUCAAGUCCUACCAGGGAGAGAGGGAGAAGUUAGCUGGUGUGGACCAGUUUUAUCUCCAGCUCCUAGCUGUUCCAUGCUACGCCCUGAGGAUCGAGUGCAUGUUGCUGUGUGAGGAGAUCAGCUCAGUGUUACAGAUGAUGCAGCCUAAAGCUAAGCUGCUGGACGAGGCCUGUGAGAGUCUGAGGGUGAGCACUCGACUGCCAAGCUUCUGCAUGCUCAUUCUGGACGUUGGAAACUUCCUCAACUAUGGAAGCCACACGGGGAACGCUGAGGGCUUCAAGAUCAGCACACUGUUGAAACUCACUGAAACCAAGGCCAAUAAAAGUCGCAUCACGCUGCUCCACCACAUCCUAGAGGAGGCUGAGCAGAACCAUGAUGACCUGUUGAACCUUCCAGAUGAUCUAGAGAUCUGUGAGAAGGCUGCUGGUGUGAAUCUGGAGUCUAUCCAGUCAGAGGCGAGCUCGCUCAUCAAGCGUUUGAAAGAUUCAGAGAAGAAGGUGGCUUCCUCCUCUGUGGAGGCCAUCAAGGAGCAGUAUCUCACUGCCAUACAGGGAAGCCAGGAGGCCUGCAGGGAGCUGGAGGCGAGGUUUGCCUCCAUUGACAGGAAGAAGGAGGAUCUGGCACAGUAUCUGUGUGAGGACUCAUCCCGUCUCUCCCUGGAGGAGUUGUUCAGCACUUUACAUUCCUUCAGGGGACUCUUCAUCAAAGCUCUCAAGGACAAUCAGACCCGCCGAGAGCAAGCCAUUAAGGCUGAGAAGAGGAAGAAACAGCAGGAAGAGGAGGAUUCCAAGAGACCAAGGGGGGAGAACAGGAAGAUAAUUCGUAAAGCCCCCCCGGUCCAGGAGGAGGGCUGCAUCAUUGACCACCUGCUGUCUGACAUCAGGAAGGGCUAUGCGUUGAGGAAGACCAAGCCUCAGGCCGACAGGACCAGCCUGCCUUCUGCGGACAAGAAAGGGGACAGCAGUCAGCGUGGUGAACAGGGCACCAAGCCUAAGGGAUUAUCUGCUAUAGAUGCCAAAGAUGAAGUUGAAAAGGUGACAUCACCCAAUGACCUAGGACAACAAGACGGAGAUCCAGUCAUAGGGGGGGAGUCCUCCGGCCUCCCCACAGACCCCUCACUCCAAUCGAGUUCACCCAAAACCUCAGGCCCCUCAGACCUCCAUACCACCACCAAGGAUCACAUCAAGAGUGAGAACCUCAACCCUGGGAUGGUGUCCUCUACUGACCGCGAACUCAAGGAGGAGUACCCAGAGGUGGAGGGGGUUAAGGCUGCUGAAUCCAAGGUUGAGAAUGUGAACAGGAAUGCAUUCUCAGCUGGUGGGGAUGGUCCAAAGAACAGAGAUACAGAGACCGAUGGGAACAGCGAGAGUGGGGCUGAUGGAAAUGGGUUAGAGGAGACUCAAUCAUCAGAUUCCCCCUCAACCACAGCUGCUGUCGACGCAGAGUCCAAACAACAGGCACAGAAACGGGGGAAUACUAAGAGGCAUGGCAAAGGUGGACGCAAGAAGAGGGACGAGCCCAAAGGCAAAAAGAAACAAUGAACUUUGACUCCAUCUUCCAGUGCUUUGUUUUGGCUCUGCCCAACAAAUACUAUGGCAAUAACAUACAUAAUUAUACUGUUCUUACAAAUAUCUAUAUCAGCCAUGUUUUUCUUACUGUUUCAAAAGGAGUAGGCCUACCUAGCGAACCUGGGUUUGUUUUUCAAAAUGCAGACCCGCCUUAUUGCACCCCUAUAGAAGGGUCUUUGUAUUAUUUACUACAUCAUUAAAAGGACAUGUGGCAAUGAUAUCACAGAAACUGCUUGGCAACCAACCACUGCAUGAUGAUGAUGAUGAUGAUUGGAUCAUUUGCACUUUACACUUUCAGCAUGGACCUUCAAUGUAUUGGACACAAUUGCAUUGAAAUAUACAUUAUUUGAAGAAAAUCAACAUUUCUAUGUAUAUAAUGUUUCAAUUUGAUACUGAGACCAAUGUUUACAGUAUGCCUACAUGUUGUGUACUUGUUGAUACAGCCCCUCUCAUUUCAUUUGGCAAAUACAGGGCCUCUGUAGCCAAAAUUCAAGCAUAGUAGGAGUAGGAAUAUUGGUUAAUGAUCAAUUAAGCAUUACAUAUUGACCAUAAUAAUCUCACCUGUAUUCAAACACAAGGUUGAAGUGAUAAUGUGCUUCAAUUCUACUUCAGAACCAGUUAUUGUUUCUUUAUUCACACAAGCACAGUUAUCUGCAUUGCAAAUAGCUUUGAUAAUCAUAGAUUUAAUGUAGGCUAUUAUGAAAAUACAAUAGAAUGUUACAUUUAGCUUUUAACAACCCCAAAUUAGGUUGUUCUAUAUUUGUGUGUAAUUGGGACAGUAUGUUCACAGUUAAAAGUAUUGCAUACCGCGUACUUUGGUCCAACACAGUGCGCGCAACGUGCGCACGUAGUUUCAUCCAAACGAGACUAGCACUUAGAGAAUGAUUAAUUC